Molecule: messenger RNA, 6976 nt
Organism: Epinephelus moara (kelp grouper)
Lineage: Eukaryota; Metazoa; Chordata; Actinopteri; Perciformes; Serranidae
Gene: gcgra
Product: glucagon receptor a
Exons: 15
Coding region: 392-1963 (523 amino acids)
Biological process (GO): cell surface receptor signaling pathway; adenylate cyclase-activating G protein-coupled receptor signaling pathway
Cellular component (GO): plasma membrane
Molecular function (GO): gastric inhibitory peptide receptor activity; glucagon receptor activity; peptide hormone binding
Source: RefSeq, a predicted model, not a curated record
GUUGCAGCGGUGCGGCUCGCGCUCACUCAGCCACUUGCCAACUGUGACCACAGAGCUCACUUUAUAAACCUCUUAUUGAAACGUUAUCCCAGAAAUAGUUAACUUCUCUGCAGCCGCUGACAGGACUGAGGACUUCCCUCUGAAGCUGAACGCAGGCGGUCAUUUAUUUUGAAAGUUGGAUUACAGCGGAGUCUCUUGAAGAACUGAGAGGAAAUAUUGUCUGCCAGAUGCUGCUCAGAAGAUGAGCAGCAGCGAAGUACAGAUUUGGGAAAUCAGCGGAAUCCCGUGCUGUCAACGGCAGUGUGGCGAGCGUAGAUAAGCCCCCUUAUGAGGUGAAAACCCUUCCCCGUCCUGCAGUAUCCCCUCCCAGCACCACCAGCAGGAAUAAGGGAUGUCACGGCUGUUCCUCCUUUCGGCGAUGCUGAUUGUCUCCUGCAGCAUCGAGAUGUCUCCUGCUGCUUCUCUGGAUAAGCUGAAGGAGAGUUGGAAAUUGUACAUGGAGGAGUGUGAGCGCAACAUCAGCCGAGACCCACCAAGCACCGGCCUCGUGUGCCAGAGGGAAUUUGACAUUUAUGCCUGUUGGCCUGAUGGACUCCCCAACACCACUGUCAGUGUGCCAUGUCCGUGGUAUCUGCCAUGGUACCAUAAAGUUAAACAUGGCAUGGUGUAUCAGGACUGUGAUGCAAACGGCCAGUGGGCAACUACGAAGAAUACCAGCGAGUGUGACUUUAAUAAUCCAAGUCAGCAGUACUAUGGCCACAUUCGGAUCAUGUACACAGUGGGCUAUUCCUUAUCACUGGUGGCUUUGGUGUUGGCGCUUGGCAUCCUCAUAUUCUUUGGAAAACUGCACUGCAUGAGGAACAACAUCCACAUGAACCUGUUUGCCUCCUUCAUCCUGCGAGCACUGUCCAUCCUCAUUAAAGACGCUCUGUUGGAGGCCAACAUACCGUUGCGGGACCUUGGCAGAGACCAGGAGCAGGGAUUUCCCCAGGCGUCCAUUCCUCCAGUGGAGCUGCUGGUCAACAACGAGAUGGCGGUGAGCUGCCGCAUCGCCAUGGUGAUGAUGCAGUACAGUAUCAUGGCCAACAGCUACUGGCUGCUGGUGGAAGGCAUCUACCUCCACAACCUCCUGGUCAUCACUGUGUUUACAGAGAGGAACUACUUCAAAAUCUACCUGUGCAUUGGCUGGGGUACCCCGUUAAUAUUCCUCGUGCCCUGGGUGAUCGCUAAAUACUUAUACGAAAAUCAAGAGUGCUGGGGCCAAAAUAUAAACAUGAAUUACUGGUGGAUCAUCCGUUCUCCGAUACUGCUGGCAGUUGUGAUCAACUUCCUAAUCUUCAUCCAUAUCAUCAAAAUUCUUGUGUCAAAACUUCGAGCACACCAAAUGAGAUACACAGAUUACAAAUUCAGGUUGGCUAAGUCGACUCUAACCCUGAUCCCUCUGCUGGGCAUCCAUCAGAUGGUCUUCAUCUUUGUGAUGGACGAGUCCACGAAAGCCACCAUCGGGCUUCGUCUCACCAAGCUCUUCAGCGACCUCUUCUUCUCCUCCUUCCAGGGUCUCUUGGUGGCCAUCUUGUACUGCUUUGUCAACAAAGAAGUGCAGUCAGAGAUCCUGAAGAAGUGGAAGCGUUGGAAGCUAGGGAGGAACAUCGAGGAGGAGUACCGCCACACCUACAGCAAUACCCCCAACACCAAGACAGCCAGCCUAAUGAAUCACGUCUCUCGACUGCCUCAUCUCCCAGACAUCGCCAAAAGCUCUUCCCCUGUCUGCAGCCCCGAGGAGACGCACAUGCUCGUGGGUGGAUGCCAAAACGGUAUGGCCCACAGUAAGGAGGCAGACCAGGGCUCCUCCCCGGUUCACAAGGGAACCAUCAGCAACUGCACCCUACUGGAGGACAUCAGCCCUACGGACAAGGUGCAGUGUUGCGAGGGUCAGAGAGAGAACAUGGAGAGCCACCUGUGAAAGGCACUGGGAGCGAGAACUCGACGAAGAAAGUUGGACGGCCGUGAGCUCUCAUCUGGCUCUGACAUACCUCCCUGCGUGGCUGCGAAGAGCUGGGCUGAUAGACUCAUCUGUCAGAGCAGUCUUUGCCCAGAGAUUGGUGUCGCUGGGAGCACAAGCGGGCACGCAGCCAGAGAAGGGAGAAUAUUACCGCAGACUCUCACACUGAGGUGUCUAAUGUUCUGUGAGCUUUGCGAAUGGAUUUUUGUAGACGUUUGCCAUACAGCGAAAGAAACUACUGCAUGUUGAACGGUGCAACGACAGCAUCUCAAGGCAGAUAAGCCAUGUAAAAUAAUAAGAAAAAAACCUGAAACCUCAAAUAGCAACUACAGAAACAAAAAAAGAAACAGGGUCCUUGCUUGAGCCUCUGCUUUAAAUCGUGUUGUGUAUCAAAUGUGUGUUUUGUGGUACUGGAGGUUAAAGACAAGCUGGACAUUGAACUGCAUACACAAAAAAGACCAAACAAGUGACUCAAAACAAGAUGGUAGGGAACAGAGACGUUUUCCUUUUUUUUUUCAUUGCUCUGAUAUCUGUAAAUGGUUUUCUUGUCCAUACUGACUUUUAUGAACAUGUACAGAAAAGAUUGUGCUGGCUGUACUUCAUACAGUAAGGUGACCACAGUGCUGUUCAAACAGCCUCAUCCAGGGGACAUUGGAAAUUGGCAGCUGCUCUCGCCAGGUCAUUCCUGGCUUAUACAAACAUUACAAGAGGUCAAGAGUUAGUGAAUUAUAAAUAACGAUCAUCGCUUGACUAGGUGUUUUACAAUAAAAAUAAGUCUUUUUUUUUUUACAUAGGUGUCAAUCUUGGAUACUGCAGAGUGCUACAGUUAACUGUGUAAAUGUGCCAGCUGUUUUUCCAAGGGGGGAUAGUUGCAAUUCUGUGCCAUUAAAUAUGAUUUCUCUUCCCCGUGCCAUCAAGAUGUUUUCUGACUCAAACGCCUUGGCAUGAAACUAUAUAAACUUCCACACAGGAGCCCACUCAGCCCUCAAGACGAAAGCUGACAGGGGAAACCGUGCACUCAUAUCAAGGAUAAAAAUACACAGCAUAUAGACAUGACCUGUAAAGCCGCCCAUGCAUUAAGUAUGAAUUCAACACCGUGACUCAAGAGUAACAUGACAUCUCUGGCACACGGCUGUUUCUGCAAGUUUUUGCAUAUUUAGUGAGUUCAAGUUUGAAGCUGUGUGAGUCAUUCGCAGAGGAUGGGUGCCGCACAGUGACAUCACAUCAGUAUCUCCUCUCUCUGAAAGCCUUUGCUAAUGAUUGCCCGGCCCAGUUACUCUGUAUACACAGUGUUUAAAUAUUCAGCCUUAUCCUGGGUCUGCAGGCGCUGUGGACACUUAGAACAAAACUCUGCACCCUAAAAGUAGAACAAACAGCAUUCUAGUGACAAAGAAAGCCAAAUUAGCAGUGGUACAUUUGCCUCUGAAUACACUGCAUUUGCUUUUUAAAGGUUUAAAGGAGUGUAGGAUUUAGGGGCAUUUACUGACAAUAAUGGUAUAUAAUACUCUUAACUAUGUUUUCAUUAGUUUCUAAUCACCUUAAAGUAAGAAUCAUUGUGUUUUCGUUAUCUUUAAAUGAGCUGUUUCUCAAAGUCAAGGAGGGAUCCUCAAACGGCUGAAUUUGAAGGACGCUAUGUCAUAGACCCCCGCUGAGGGACUGCUCCAAUGUCAAGGAUCCUUCCGAGUUUCACGAUGGACUGAUAGAUGUCAUUUAUUUGGAUUAAUGUCUCCAGGAGUUUUCAUCAUACAAGUGUGAAAAAUAUAUUGACAGAAACCUCAUAAUUUACACUUUCCAAUGCGUUCACUGCCAAAUGAGAUUGUUUGAAAUAAUGUGAUUUAGAUAAAACAUAAAAGUUUUUAAAUGAAUAAUUCACAGCAGAGAUGGAGCGCUAAGUGUCCCCCUCCCCUCCUCCCCCGACUAUUCACAUGAUAACCACUCUCAUUCUGUCAGUUUCAAUAGGUAUAUUUUUGGGGGGGAAUCGCGGUGAGGACGGCCAGAGUAGACACAUUAGAAUAUCCUGCAGGAUAAAGCAUCACUCAUUUGUUUUGAGGUGAACUUAUUUCAGAGGAUUACCUGGCGGUAUCAUGUGCAGGCAGUGGGUCAGCUAUUUCAGAGCAGCACGGCUCAUCAGAUCAGAUCUGCUAUUCGUAUUAGUGUGGCGGAGUGUGCGUGGUGAUACACACAGAAAAUAUGGAUCACUUUGAAAUGACAGAGUGAUUCUGUGUGUCUGUGAGUCUGAGUAUAUACUGUUAAUUACAAUUUAGAACUUACUCUCCACUUACUCUUAAAUACCAUCCAGAAAUAUAUUCUCUCUAAAAGUCACGUGAUUCUGACAAUACUGAUACAUUUGUUUAAAAUUGUACAACAACAUUACAGAGUGCGGGGACGGGUCCUCCCAAGAAAAGAUCCUUGACUUUGAGAAACACCCAUGGAGUAGGUUCUCUUUCAUGGAGCUUUAUAUGGUGUUCUACAGUAGCCCAGAACGGACAAAUCAAACACUGGCUAGUUCUCCUACACGCUUGGCACAUGGGAGAAGUUUCAGUUCUGCAACCUCACCACUAGAUGCCACCAAAUCCUACACACUGGACCUUUAAAGAAGGCAAGCCUCCCGCAGAGCAUUGAUUAAACAUUGAGUUGCUAAAUCUUUUGCAGGAGCUAACUCAUCAUGACUUUGUAUGUAUGACUAUUUGCACAAUGUUAAUUUAUAAUUGAUAAAUGUUGUGUGUACAUAUGUGUUUAUACAGGUGAUUUAUUUGAUUGCUGUCAAUAUAUGUCUUAGCAUGUCUGUGUGUGUGUGUGUGUGUGUGUGUGUGUGUGUGUGUGUGUGUGUACUCUCAGGUGAGUAUGAUUGUGUGUAGUUUCAGUAUUCCAGAUUUGUGGAGGUGUUACAGUUGGAUGAAUCGCAGGGUGCAGCCAAAUAAGCAAUGAGUUGAUAUAAACCACAACUGCCUGCACACAGAGGUCAGAGGUCACUGUCAGUCCCACUCUAGAAUACACAGUGACCAGUGUUGGGUAAGGGUUACUUUUAAAAGUAAUCAAAGUACGUUACAGCAUUACUUUUUUUUAAAAACGUAACCAGCUACUUUACUGCGUUACUCCCUGAGUAAAGUAACUAAAUUACUUUAAAAGUACUUCCAACGUUACUCCCUGAGAAAAGUAACUCAAGCACUUUUAAAGUACUUUUGAGUAUUCUACAUUUCCUAUUGGGCAAUGGACCACAGGGCGCUAAGCCUACAUUUUUUUGUCUCCAAAAUUAAAGUUAUGGACCACUUGCCCUUCACUGAGAUCCAAUUCUCCCAUCACAGCCGUCACUUUGACCAGUAGAAACACAGAACGAUCUGCUGCCGUAGACAACUGUAUGACAACAACACCCCAGCGUUUUUAAUAUUUCCUCUAGGGAUGUUACCACACAGAGUAAAAGGGGGAAAUGAUGGUGUGAAACAGCAGAGGCACUUUGUCAACCCGCUGAGUUAACGUUACUGUCAUUAGCAUCAAGCUAGCAAACAAUGGUACAUCCUCACGGUCGGACAUAAAGUAAUAACAUUAACAAAUAGCGGCGGGGCUUUUACUCACCACAACUGCAGAGGCUCCCAGCUUCAUUUGAAACAAACUACAUUAUAGACGGUCCAUUAUUUAUUAAUCCCUCUGUGUGUUUAUAUAUUUACUUUUUAUCCACUCCGUUGUCUUUGUAAAGUUAACAUAUCGCACCGUCAUUUCAAACUCAACACACUCAGCCCCUUAUAACCUCGGCUGAGAGAAUCCCUCCAUUUUCUAAAUAGGCUUUUAUUCUGAAACAUUUUUCAGAACUUCCUGUAGCUGUAAUGUAGCUCUUUCCAUCUGCUGAUGCUUUUAGGUGACUACAACAACAUGUCGGCUGGCACGUGAACAGACACAGUGACUCAAAUAAUCGUGAAAGUAAUAAAAAUAGGACAAGAAUAACCCGAUGACAUCACACACGCCGUGAAAGACGACCGGGGAUAAUUGGUGAAUACCAGCAUGUAGCGUGUACCAGGUAUAAUGCAAGUCCUGAGUCUGAUAGGUUUAACGGAGCUGAAGGACCAGCGUUCUAAAAGUAACGGAAGUAACUGAUGUCUUGUUUGAAAAUGUACUUAAGUAUUUGAUUACUCAAACAGCAAACUAACACGUUAGGUUACUCGUUACUGCAAAAAGUAACGCGUUAUACCCAACUCUGACAGUGACGCAUGACACAUGAAGCUGUACCUAUAUGCGGCAUCAGGAAGCCACGGCUCUGUGUUUUAUUAUAGAAGCGACUCUCAGUGUUUCCUCUGUCAUUUUCAGAGCUAAAUUAGAGCACAACAGCAGCAUGUUUGUCAUUCAGAUAAUAGCUCUGUGCAUUUACGCUUCAGCCAGGUGCUGGUGUUGAGUUGCUUAAAAAAAAUAAAUAAAAAAUUGCAGGCUGAGGCUAUUUUUCAUCAGCGUCUGCUGAGGAUUGUAAUAGUGCAGGCAGAUACCAAAUACUGAGAAUUGAGCUGGGAGCAUGACACACAUGCUGGCGCUGCUGGUGCCCUGAGGUGCGUUUGCAGUGUUUUUCAUGUUUUCCAGAGCAGGAGAAAUGUUUGGAUACUGAAACAGUAACACAGGUAUGUUGUGCACCUUGAGUAAAAUCGUAUUCAGUAGAGUAUAUAAGUAUGGUCAAAAUAUAUUUCUAAAUUUAUUUCAAGCUAAUAUAUGUAUUUUAAGCUGUGACCAUAACUAUGUAUGUCUUUGAAGCCAGCAGCUUGGGUCACUCCCCUUUCUGGACCAGAGUGGUUCUGUCUGAAUGUAUUCUAUAAAGGGCCCAAAUCAGUAUGUUCCUUUUUAUUACAAAUGGUUAUGUACAGUAUAUUUGCUGUGAGGAACAGUUCAGUUAUAACUGGCUGUGUUCAGGUGUAUACAGUUCAUCAUAUAUUGUGUCCGCUUAUCAAACAUUGUUGAAAUGGUGAAAGAAUAAAUUACAAUGUAAGUGAAAGAGGA